This is a messenger RNA of Ixodes scapularis (black-legged tick), 750 nucleotides long. RefSeq lists its product as uncharacterized. The coding region runs from base 1 to 750 and encodes 249 amino acids. Lineage: Eukaryota; Metazoa; Arthropoda; Arachnida; Ixodida; Ixodidae. The transcript has a single exon. The record is from RefSeq and is a predicted model, not a curated record.
AUGCAAAAGCUCCAAUUGUUUGGACUUUGGUUUGGUUCAGGAAAACCAUCUAUCAAUACAUUCCUUGUGCCCUUUGUGAAAGCAUUGAAUGAGCUGUCGUCGUGUGGCAUCUCAUGGACCGACAAGGGAGGGAAUACCAGAGUGUCAAAGGUAUUCCCAGGGCCUUGCACGGUGGACACCGUUGCAAGGUGUGAACUCAUGCAGAUGACACAGUUUAACGGUGCAUAUGGAUGUGCAUGGUAUGAGGAGCCCGGCGAGGUGGUGGAAAAGGGGAAGGGGCAUUCUCGUGUGUACCCAGCCGGUGCUGCUCCUCCCAAAAGGAGGACGCACGAGUCUUUCUCGCAGCAUGCCCGCAAAGCGCGUAAAGGCGAACCAAGCUGUGGUGUAAAAGGGUCAAGCAUCCUUUUACUACUUUCUUUUUUUAGCUUUAAUACAGGCUUUUUGGUAGAUUACAUGCAUGCCGUAAGUUCAGGCUUCGUGCGAUCCAUCACAUUUCUCUGGUUCAAGGCAAAGCGACGUGACGCGUUUAACCUGCGUCCCUUUAUGAGGGAUAUGGAUGCUAAGCUGAUGGGCUUGCAACCCAUCUGGGAAAUGUCAAGACUGCCCAGAUCCGUGAAUGUCACGAAAGAGUGGAAAUCGUCGGAAUGGAGAAACUGGCUGCUGUACUGCUCGCCUGUAGUUUUGAAAGGAAUCCUUCUAAUACAUCUUUUCCUGUUAAAUCUGCGUUUAUUUACACUAUGUACAGUUUAA